AUGGGUGCAGGAGAGUCGACUGCACGUAACGAUCAAGCCGAUGAAGUCGUGGACUACUAUCAGCUGCUAGAGGUCGACGAGAAUGCUACGGCCGACGAACUGAAGCGCGCCUUCAGAAGACUUGCUCUGGUGCACCACCCGGACAAGAAUCCUAACGAUGUUGAGGGAGCCACGAAGCGAUUUGCAGCGAUGCAACAGGCAUACGAGGUUCUCAGUGAUGAACAAGAACGCGCGUGGUACGAUUCACACAAGGUGUCAUUACAACCUGAGCCCGAUGCAGAAACGGUGUUUGAGGAUAUCCGUAAGGGUGCCCCACCACCCCGUGCACGAGACAGAGGCCUCACAGUAAGGCACCUCGCCCGUUUUUUUGAUGCAACCAUCUGGUCUGGAUUCGCCGAUGAUGAUAACGGAUUUUUCUCGGUAUACCGAAACCUGUUUAACCGGCUCAUGGCGGAGGAGACCAUGAUUUCAGAUAUUGACCUACCUUCUUUCGGAUAUUCUACUUGGACUUGGACACCCGUUCACAAGGGCGAAGAGUCGACCGCAGCACGGACGUUCUACAAUGCAUGGAUAAAUUUCGUCACAAACAAAGAUUUUAGCUGGUGCGAUCAAUGGAAUGUUGCUGAAGCGCCUGAUCGGCGGGUUAGAAGAUUGAUGGAAAAAGAUAACAAGAAGGCUCGGGACGAUGCGCGGAGAGACUACAAUGACACCGUCCGAUCUCUGGCCAAAUUCUUGCGUAAACGCGACCCGCGCUACAAAGCCCAUCUUGCUUAUCAAUCGGAAGAAAUAAAGAGUCGCGUCGGAUCGGGAACUUCAACGCCCCAUGCGGGUUCUUCCCGGAGAGGUGUUCAAUCAACAAUAGAUUCUUAUGUGGAACAGGACUGGCAGAAGAUCGACACGAAAGGAUCACACGAUGAUGAUCUGGAGUGGGCCAUCGGCGAGGGCGAAGAUUCCGAAGAGUGGGAAUGCGUCGUGUGUGGCAAAUCAUUUCGAAGCGAAGCAGCGUGGGACAGUCACGAAAGAAGCAAAAAGCACCUCAAGGAAGUUGAACGCAUACGCAAGGAGAUGCAGGAGGAAGAUGCUGAACUCGGCCUCAAUGAUCCAGAGCUAGAGACUCCGGAUCUGCCACGGUCGCAAAGUUUAACGCCUGACGUGCCAACGAUAGACGGAGACGUUACUGCCGUUGCUAACGCUUCUGAUGGUGAGGACCAGCAGGCCAACAUUGGCAAACGAAAGAAGCAGAAAAACAAAAAUAAAAUCAAGAAACCACCUUCGGAGCCGUUGAUGAAAACUCAAGAAAUAGCGCGGAACGUUCUCGACACGUCCAUUCCUGAGGUGCAAAGUCAACCUCGAGACCAGGCGCAGACCGUUUCCCUAGACGACACGCGACCCUCGAGCGUGGCAGUGGAAAUGACGAAAAGGGAAAAGAGACGUGCUAAACAGUCGAAAAAAGCUGAAGCUGAGAAGGAGGCCGAAUCGCAGUUCAAAUGUAACGUUUGUUCAAACGUUUUCACAAGCAAGACGCAACUAUUUAACCAUAUACGGGACAUGGACCAUGCCCUUGCUGACGACACUCCGAGUCGGGGAAAAAAAGGGAAGGCAGGGAAGCGGUGA
Guyanagaster necrorhizus is the source of this 1614-nucleotide messenger RNA. Its product is annotated as DnaJ-domain-containing protein. Gene Ontology annotation, molecular function: nucleic acid binding; zinc ion binding. The transcript has 8 exons. NCBI's taxonomy places the organism in Eukaryota, Fungi, Basidiomycota, Agaricomycetes, Agaricales, Physalacriaceae. The coding region runs from base 1 to 1614 and encodes 537 amino acids. Gene Ontology annotation, cellular component: cytoplasm. The record is from RefSeq and is a predicted model, not a curated record.